Molecule: messenger RNA, 1187 nt
Organism: Cryptococcus deneoformans JEC21
Lineage: Eukaryota; Fungi; Basidiomycota; Tremellomycetes; Tremellales; Cryptococcaceae
Product: bud site selection-related protein, putative
Exons: 6
Coding region: 51-1046 (331 amino acids)
Biological process (GO): mRNA splicing, via spliceosome
Cellular component (GO): RES complex; U2-type spliceosomal complex
Molecular function (GO): RNA binding
Source: RefSeq, a predicted model, not a curated record
GAUACAUUGCUCUCGAUCACUCUUUACGUCCCAUUCGCAUCAUUUCCGCCAUGUCAGACCUCAAGGCAUAUCUUGCCGCAAAGUACAUGUCCGGGCCCAAGGCGGACGCUAUUCUUGCCCGUUCAUCAGAUCCCACACUGAAGAAGAAGCGGAAAAAGCAACAGACAAAUGAAGAUUAUAUUGGUGGAUCAGUCAAAGCUGAAGCCUCCGGUGGUUUAAUGUUGAGAGACGAAGAUGAAGUUUGGGGCAGGAGUAAAAACGAGGAUGAAGAAGAUGAUGCUCCUGUGAUCGGGAAAGAUCUGGCAACUUUCAAGGGAUCUAAAUCCUCUUGGGCGACCGUUGCCAAUAAAUCUGCUCUCCCUUUACCGCAAGCUGAGCCAACAUCCCCGCAAGAUAUCAAACCCGAUAUCAAGGAGGAGCCAGAUAUUGACGGGCCUGCAGCCUCAGCUCCAGUACAAAUGACGAAGCGCCGUGGUGGUUUGCGUACAGCAGCCCAAUUGAAAGAAGAUACGGAAAGGGAGCUGGCGGAGCAGCGCUCACCGUCUCCUGCUGAAGGUGAAGAAAGACCAGAUCCCACAGAAACCGUUCAUCGUGAUGCCACUGGUAAAAUCAUUGAUGUUAAGAAGCGUCAGGAGGAGGAGAGAAUAAGGGAGGAGGAAGAACGGCGAAAAGAAGCGGAGAGGAAAGAAUGGACAAAAGGUAUGGUACAGCGGAGGGACCGAGAGGAAAGAAGGCGAUUGGAAAAGAAGAUGGCCGAGGCAGAUGUGGGUCGAAGUAAGGAUGACGUGAGAAUGAAUAAGGAAAUGAAGGAAGAAGAAAGAUGGAAUGAUCCAGCCGCAGCCUUCUUGACGAAAAAGAAGAAGAAAGGGCCGAGACGCCCAAAAUACGAAGGCCCCUGGGCACCCAACCGGUUUGGUAUUGCCCCUGGGUUUAGAUGGGACGGUGUAGAUCGUUCCAAUGGUUUCGAAAAGAAGUACUUCCAGGCACAAAACACGAGAGCACGACGAGAAUACGAGCAUAAUCAAUGGAGUGUUGAAGACAUGUAGAGAGCAUCGUUUAGCAUGGCAGUAAUAUUUUUAUAACAAUUCACAUAUGUGUGGAUGUCCCUACCAUUUCAUUUCCAUGAUCCUUGUUGACCGAUCAGCGUUUGAUGGGAUGUACAGCACCAUUGAAGGGGAAGCAGUAGA